AGCAUUGCCGGAAGUCUAUUUAGAUUGUAUUUUCUAUGCAAAAAUUCAUCAAGAUUUGGCAACUAUCAUGACAAAAGUAUUUAUGACUUUUUUGGAUUAUUUUUUGGACGACGAAGAAUUUACUCCCAGAAAUCCUACUCCUGACCCAAAACAGAUGAAAAGUUCCAAUUCCACUACUAAUGUUCUUGAUAAAAAAGGAAGUUCUCAUAAUUUAAAGACUUCUUGUACUAAAGAGGCACAGAAGUCAAUCUGUAAAGUUUGCAACAAAACCUUCGAUGACGCAUUCUUCCUCCGUGUUCACGAGAUCGAGCAUAAAAAUGUAAAUGCCAGUACAGAAUUUUCGAUCCCACGCUUGAAAAAGACUCCUAUAAGCUGCGUGUGCAGUACUUGCAACGAAACUUUUGACGACGAAUUUCUGCUACGCGUCCAUGCCUUUGAACACGUGGACUUGUCUCCUGCUUUACCUGCUGUUUCUACGAAACACGAAAAGAAGACUUCAGAUUUCGUCUGCACUGUUUGUCAGGAAACGUUUGAUGAUGAGUUCUUCCUUCGUAUUCACUCCUAUGAGCAUGUUGACAUGCACAAAUUAAUAGAAUUCCCUAAACCACUUCCUACUAACUCCUCUACGAGCACCGUGUGUGAUGUUUGUGGAACAGAGUUUGAGGAUGCAUUGUCUAUGCGUGUCCAUAUGUUUGAUCAUCAAGAUAAGUACUUUUGUGCUGUUUGUGAUGUCGGAUUCAAAACAAAUGAAGAGCUGGGUGUGCAUUACAACGAUCACUCCAAGAUGGAGUUGUGGAAGGUGAGGGAGAAACUUCCGAAGAAAAUUGCCGAUCCAAUUCGCGAACAUUACUACGAGGUCUGCUCGGAGAAGUUCAUCACCGACCCUCCCAAGCCGAGAAAUUACUCUUACGCCAAAAGGAGGAAAAAGAGAAAGUGCAAGUGCGAGAUCUGCGGGGCCAUUCUCAGCGCGGGCUCUUUGAGAGAGCACCGAAUGAUGCACGAAGGGACGAAACGUCACUCUUGCCAGGUGUGCAGCAAGAAGUUCCUGCGGAUAGCUGAUGCCAAGAAGCACUUCUACCUGAUGCAUUCUGAGCGAACACGCCCAUCGUGUGACAUUUGCGGCAAAACCAUGUCCAGUGCCAACAGCCUGAGCCGCCAUAAAUUAGGCCACAGUAACGAUAGAAAAUUUGGUUGUACGAUGUGCGGCAGACGGUUUCUCUCAAAGCACGAACUGCGCAGGCAUUAUAUGGUGCAUACAGGAGAGAAGCCGUACGCGUGCGACAUUUGUGGGCUAGGACUAAAGAAAGGGUACAGGAAACACAUGGCCACGCAUGGUGUCUAUGUGGAAAGUCGCCGGUCUGUUCCGACAAAUAAACCACCUGAAUGAGUGUGUCUGUUUACGCAUUUUAAAUAUUUAUGCUGCUAAUGCUUGACCAAGGAGAAAUUGUGGAUGGCUUUGAAGAGGAAACAUCAUUUUUAAUAGGAUGUUUGUUAUUAUUUUGUAAUAGAUAGGAUCAGCGAGAAGGAGAGUAAUUAUAUCACAAAAAUUGAACGGAAAACCACUUGCUUCCAGCACAGUUAUAACCACACCCCUUGCCCCCUCCCCCUGCACCAUUUUCGAGGUAGGCAACAUUCAAAUUAGUUUUCCUCGUGCCAAUACUUUUCAGAAAAGCUAAUUCCCAUAAUUGUAUCACAAAAAUCGCAUCGAAGCUAAAAUUCGACCGUUUGCUCCUCCACUACCUCUUACUACUGUCCACCUCUAGUAAGUUGAGCCCCGCUGCCCGACCGAUUAAACGAUUCCAUUAGUUUAAUUAAGAAUGAGGGAAAACGGCUUAAGAAUUUGCGGAUUUAGUUUGCAGUGUUAUCGCCCAUUUGGCGAACAACUACUAUUCUGGUAUCAGGUAAGAAGUAGCAAGCGAUACAGGAUUUUCUCGCCAUUAAAAGGGUUGCAAUUGGUAGCCCAAGUCUGCGCCUAACAAUUCCUCUUCUUACUGAUUGCGCUUCCUUGAAAGAAGUGGACUUGCUCAAGACCAUAGCUCAACUUCUCGGAGGGGGACAGUACUCGCCGCUUUCUGGCUGAUUCUACUAUUUAUUACAAAUGAUGUUUCCGCUUCAAGGUCAUCCGCCAUCUUUCCGUGGCUUUACUUUCAGUCAGGUCAGGAUGUUAUCAAGAAACAUGUAGUCAUUCAAUACUAAAACCAACAUUAAAAUUUUGGAAAUUUUUAUAAACCUCUGUGAAAGUCUUUUCUGAUUUGUUUCGCAACAAAUUAGUGGUUUAUUUUUUUAAAUGCUUCUAUGCUCACUCUAAGGCAGU
Uloborus diversus is the source of this 2314-nucleotide messenger RNA. Its product is annotated as zinc finger protein 728-like. Gene Ontology annotation, biological process: regulation of transcription by RNA polymerase II. Gene Ontology annotation, cellular component: nucleus. Lineage: Eukaryota; Metazoa; Arthropoda; Arachnida; Araneae; Uloboridae. Bases 68 to 1387 code for a protein of 439 amino acids. The record is from RefSeq and is a predicted model, not a curated record. The transcript is spliced from 4 exons. Gene Ontology annotation, molecular function: RNA polymerase II transcription regulatory region sequence-specific DNA binding; DNA-binding transcription factor activity, RNA polymerase II-specific.